AUGUCAGACACGAGCAAAAGAAUUAAGGAGCGGGGAAGCGUGACCUUCACCCAGCAGCAGCAGGACGACGGGGAGGAAGAGGAGGAAGGCACCUCGGACGAAGAGCCCCCAUUACCGCCGCCCUCACAGCAACCCCGAGCACGUCGAGGGUGGAGGGGGGUCAAUGGCGGGCUGGAGCCUCCCCAGCACCAGGCGGUGAAAACCCAGGGAGAAACCUACGGCUGCCACUCGCCCUUGCCAGUGGUGGGCAAUGUGUUCAUUGAUGGAAGCCCUUCUUUGAAACGAACAACUAUGAUGAGAGAAAAGGGAAGACGGCAAGCUAUCAGAGGCCCAGCCUUUAUGUUUAACGACAGGGGCACAAGCCUCACAGCUGAGGAAGAGCGUUUUUUGGAUGCUGCAGAAUAUGGGAACAUUCCUGUGGUGCGCAAAAUGUUGGAAGAGUCAAAAACAUUAAAUGUGAAUUGCGUUGACUACAUGGGCCAAAAUGCCUUGCAGCUUGCUGUAGAACAUCUUGAAGUGACAGAACUUUUGUUAAAAAAGGAGAAUCUGGCACGAAUUGGAGAUGCUCUGUUACUUGCAAUAAGCAAAGGAUAUAUCCGGAUUGUGGAAGCAAUCUUGAAUCAUCCUGGGUUUGCAGCUAGUAAGCGGCUGACUCUGAGCCCCUGUGAGCAGGAACUCCAAGACGAUGACUUUUAUUCUUAUGAUGAAGAUGGCACCCGCUUCUCCCCAGACAUCACACUCAUUUUAGCUGCUCAUUGUCAGAAGUAUGAAGUGGUACACAUGCUGUUAAUGAAAGGGGCAAGGAUAGAGAGGCCCCGAUAUUUCUGUAAGUGCAAUGAUUGCACUGAGAAACAGAAGAUUGAUUCUUUUAGUCAUUCUAGAUCAAGAAUAAAUGCCUACAAAGGGUUGGCCAGUCCAGCCUAUCUGUCCUUGUCUAGUGAAGAUCCAGUCCUCACUGCUCUAGAACUUAGCAAUGAGCUUGCCAAACUGGCUAAUAUUGAAAAAGAAUUCAAAAAUGAUUACCGUAAGUUGUCUAUGCAAUGCAAGGUUGUUGUGGGUGUCCUUGAUCUCUGUCGGGAUUCUGAAGAGGUGGAAGCCAUUCUGAAUGGAGAUUUGGAAGCAGAGCCAGUUGAAAUUCAGAGGCACAGAGCUUCACUGAGUCGUGUCAAACUGGCAAUUAAAUACGAAGUCAAAAAGUUUGUAGCCCACCCUAACUGUCAGCAACAGCUGUUGACCAUCUGGUAUGAAAACCUUUCAGGAUUACGGGAACAGAUCAUAGCUAUCAAGUGUCUAGUUGUGCUGAUUGUUGCACUGGGCCUUCCAUUUCUUGCUACAGGAUACUGGAUUGCACCAUGCAGCAGGCUUGGGAAAAUUCUCCGGAGUCCAUUUAUGAAAUUUGUGGCACAUGCGGCCUCCUUCAUUAUUUUCUUGGGACUACUAGUAUUUAAUGCUUCAGAUAGAUUUGAAGGCAUCUCAGUAUUACCAAAUGAAACGGUUAUUGAUUACCCAAAACAGAUCUUUCGAGUUAAGACAACUCAGUUCACUUGGACAGAGAUGCUGAUAAUGAUAUGGGUGCUUGGUAUGAUGUGGUCUGAGUGUAAAGAGCUCUGGCUAGAAGGACCCCGGGAAUAUAUUCUGCAGCUUUGGAAUGUUCUUGAUUUUGGAAUGUUAUCUAUUUUUAUUGCUGCAUUCACGGCUAGACUGUUGGCCUUUUUACAAGCUACAAAAGCACAAAACUAUGUGGACAAAUAUAUCCAGGAGACAGAUCUCUCUGUAGUCACCCUUCCACCAGAUAUAGAGUAUUUUACUUAUGCUAGAGAUAAAUGGCUUCCAUCUGAUCCACAAAUCAUAUCAGAAGGUCUUUAUGCAAUUGCUGUUGUGCUUAGUUUCUCUCGGAUUGCUUAUAUUUUACGCAAUGAGAGUUUUGGACCACUGCAGAUUUCACUUGGAAGAACUGUUAAAGACAUUUUCAAGUUUAUGGUUCUAUUUAUUAUGGUAUUUCUUGCUUUUAUGAUUGGGAUGUUCAUACUGUACUCUUACUAUCUUGGAGCCAAAGUAAAUGCAGCAUUUACUACUGUUGAAGAAAGCUUUAAGACUUUAUUUUGGUCAAUAUUUGGCUUAUCAGAAGUUACAUCAGUUGUCCUCAAAUAUGAUCAUAAGUUCAUCGAAAAUAUUGGUUAUGUGUUAUAUGGAAUAUACAAUGUAACAAUGGUUGUGGUUUUACUCAACAUGCUGAUUGCAAUGAUUAACAGUUCAUACCAAGAAAUAGAGGACGACAGUGAUGUGGAGUGGAAAUUUGCUCGUUCCAAACUCUGGUUAUCAUACUUUGAUGAUGGAAAAACCCUACCACCCCCAUUCAGUCUUGUACCAAGUCCCAAAUCAUUCUUUUAUUUCUUCAUGAAGAUCAUUAAAUUAUUGAGGUGCAGAAGGAAAAGAUUACAGAAAGACAUGGAAAUGGGAAUAGGUAACUCAAAAUCCAGGCUAAAUCUCUUUUCUCAGUCCAACUCAAGAGUUUUUGAAUCACACAGUUUUAACAGCAUUCUCAAUCAACCUUCACGCUAUCAGCAAAUCAUGAAGAGACUUAUAAAACGUUAUGUUUUGAAAGCCCAGGUAGACAAGGAAAAUGAUGAAGUCAAUGAAGGUGAAUUAAAGGAAAUUAAACAAGAUAUUUCUAGUCUUCGCUAUGAACUUUUGGAAGACAAAUCUCAAGCAACAGAGGAAUUAGCAAUUCUCAUACAUAAAUUAAGUGAAAAACUCAACCCAAAUAUAUCAAGAUGUGAAUGAUCCCAAAUGACAUUUUCAAGAUUAUUACCUGGAUUUUGACUAUAGCACAAGCAUUGGCAAUAAUAUUUCUGAGUGAUUCAUACUUGAAAAAUAUGUAAAUUUUUAGUAAUAAAUGACUUUAUGUACAGUUUAAUUUGAAAUACAGUCUUAGAAAAUUUUAUGAAUUUACACACAAAUUUAUGUUUA
Molecule: messenger RNA, 2970 nt
Organism: Thamnophis elegans (Western terrestrial garter snake)
Lineage: Eukaryota; Metazoa; Chordata; Lepidosauria; Squamata; Natricidae
Gene: TRPC3
Product: transient receptor potential cation channel subfamily C member 3
Biological process (GO): regulation of cytosolic calcium ion concentration; manganese ion transport; calcium ion transmembrane transport
Cellular component (GO): membrane; cation channel complex
Molecular function (GO): inositol 1,4,5 trisphosphate binding; protein binding; store-operated calcium channel activity
Source: RefSeq, a predicted model, not a curated record